CCCCCAUUUUCUCAUCACUCCAAUGCAUCGCCUAAUCGGUAUCCUAGUGAUCAUGGCGUCGGCAGCCGCCGUACCCAUGUCUUCCUCCUCCUCCAAGCAUGUUUCGCUUCCCGUCUCUUCCUUGCAGGGAGCGCCAGUUCCACCGUCCCUUUGCCAGGAGUGCAAAGAAAUUAUUGGGACCUUGCAGAACAUCGUCUCUGAUGCCAACAAGACGUACAGCGAUCAAGUCCAGAAGUUUUUCCUUGAGAAUGUCUGUCCUCAACUGCCACCGGAGAAGCAGAGCGACUGCAAGGCCUUCGUGGUGCAGACGCUGCCGAAGAUCUGGGCUGACAUCAUUGACGAUGUUCUUGACCCGACACUCACUUGCAAGUCGCUACAACUGUGCAAGACGGAGACUAGGGGUUUGCAAGACGUCGUUGAAUGCAAACUCUGCCAGCAAGCGGCCAAGUUCAUUGACAAAGAGAUUCUUGAGUCACCGGAUGUGGAGGCGAAGGUCACUGAGAGGCUGAAAAAAGUUUGCGAUGAUAUUCCCAAUGCAAACGCCACCGUCAUUGCCAAGUGCAGAACGGUCAUUGAUAGCGAGACGCCGAAGUUUCUUGAGGACCUCGGGAAAGUGAUCAGCGACAGGAUCUGUAUCGAGGCCGAACUCUGCCCGAACGAUGUUCUGAAGAGGAAGACCAAGGCAAACCCAGCAGCUUGCAAAGAUUGCAAGAAGCUCAUCGUCCAGCUUCGCAACGUCAUGACGGACUUGAACUCUACCUACUCGCAAGCCGUCGAUCAAUUCCUCAUCGAGCACGUCUGUACCCCACUUCCUCAAGAAUUCCGCAAGGAAUGCCAGGACGUCGUCGAUAAGUCUGUCGCCGAGAUCUGGGCGGAAAUUCUCACCGAUGUUUUGGACGAGACCAAGGUCUGCACAGACCUGAAGCUCUGCGACUCGUCGUCCUACAAGGGCGUCGUAGAGUGCAGGAUCUGCAAGGAGUCGACCAAGUUCAUAGACGACAAGAUCUUUGAGGACCCCAAGAUCCAGGAGAAGGUGGCAACGAGGCUGGAGAAGAUCUGCAAGAGAAUCCCUGACGCCAACCCUGCGAUCAUCGAAAAGUGCCAGACGAUGGUGGAGCAGGAUACUCCGGACCUCAUGGCGGACAUCGGGCAGAGGAUCAGCAACGAGCUCUGUCAGGAGGCGCAGAUUUGUCCGGGGAGAUGAGGACGAGGGAGGGAGGAGAGGCGCGUGCUCCUGUGGUCCUGGGGGUGAGGAGCGGAGAGGUAGGAAGAGCUUUGAACGUAUGGAGCUGGGAGGGAGACUGCUGUUUUCCAAGUUUUUUAUGCCUGUCGGCAGUGCAAUCCCGCUAGAUUCUGC
Messenger RNA from Guillardia theta CCMP2712, 1357 nucleotides. RefSeq lists its product as hypothetical. Lineage: Eukaryota; Cryptophyceae; Pyrenomonadales; Geminigeraceae. Bases 23 to 1204 code for a protein of 393 amino acids. The record is from RefSeq and is a predicted model, not a curated record. The transcript is spliced from 20 exons.